AGCGCUCUUCCCUGCUUGCCUCCUUUCCCUCUCUUCGAUCUCCAUUCUCUUCUGCUUGCAGCAUCUCCCUCGUGUAGGUCACUCAGGCUUCUUCUUCACUUCCUUGAUGAUGAUCUGCGUCACUCCAGCUGGUUGCCACCAUGUUUGGAAGAGGUUGUAGUUGCCAUCCAAGUCUUCUCGGAGCCUAUGCAUCUCCCUCGCGUUGCUUCCAGCUCGUUUAGCCGAGCGUAAAGUUGUAACUUCGCCUUUGCAGGAAAAUGGGGGAUCGCUUCCGCCUGCUGCUCAUCAUUGCCUCGGUUCUCAGUCUCGCAGCUCUCACCAGCAAUGUAUAUGCGGCUUUGCCUCUCUUCGUCUUCGGUGACUCGCUCGUCGAUUCAGGGAACAACAACUUCAUUCCGUCCCUGGCCCGAGCUAACUUCCCACCAAACGGGAUCGACUUGCCGUCCCGAACAGCAACCGGUCGCUUUGGCAACGGCAAGAUUGUCUCCGACAUCAUAAGCGACUAUAUGGGAGUGCCGUCGGUCCUCGAGAUCCUCAGUCCAUUCGCAAGAGGAGCAAAUCUUCUCAGAGGUGCAAACUUCGCCUCGGCUGGCGCUGGAAUCCUAGAGGAUACGGGAGUAAUCUUCGUCCAGCGCUUGACCAUUCCGGACCAGUUUAGACUGUUUCAGGAGUACAAAGGUCAAAUAACAUCGCUCGUUGGCCCUGCUGCGGCAGCCAGGAUCGUAGCUGACGGCCUCUACUCGUUCACCAUCGGAGGAAACGACUACAUCAACAACUAUCUAUUGCCGGUCUCGGUUCGAGCGGCUCAGUUCUCUCCCGCGCAGUUCAACACGCUGCUCAUCGCCACUCUGCGGCAGCAACUCAGAACCGUCUACGCUCUCGGUGCACGCAAAGUAACCGUGGGAAACAUCGGACCGAUCGGAUGCAUCCCGUCGCAGCUCUCGCAGCGCAGCCGGGACGGGCAGUGCGUCCAGCAGCUGAACGACUACGUCCUCAACUUCAACGCGCUGCUGAAAAACAUGCUGGUGGAGCUCAACCAGGAACUUCCAGGAGCACUCUUUGCCUACCUCAAUGGUUUCGACAUUCUCAAGGAGUACAUCGACAAUCCUGCGCAGGGAGGCUUUGCGGUCUCCAACAAGGCGUGCUGUGGACAGGGGCCGUACAACGGUGUGCUGGUGUGUACGGCGCUCUCGAAUCUCUGCCCGGACAGGAGCAAAUAUGUGUUUUGGGACGCGUUCCAUCCCUCCCAGUCCUUCAAUUACAUCUUCACGAAUCGAAUCAUCAAUGGCGGCCCCAACGACAUCAGCCCCGUCAAUCUGGCGCAAAUCCUUGCAAUGCCGUGAGACGAUUGAUCACGCCCGCGCCCUGGGUAAUGCGAGAAAUAAUCUGGGGGAAAUCAUUCAGUCAAUCAAUCGAGAGAUACAGGAAGCACAGUAGGAGCUAAGAUCUCACCGUGAGAAGCUACAUUUUCGUAGGCGCGGUGGAUCGAUUCAACCAUGUCUUUGCAAAGAACAAGAAGCGCUAAAACCCUAAAAUUCACCGA
Messenger RNA from Selaginella moellendorffii, 1543 nucleotides. RefSeq names its product GDSL esterase/lipase At4g28780. Lineage: Eukaryota; Viridiplantae; Streptophyta; Lycopodiopsida; Selaginellales; Selaginellaceae. Bases 258 to 1343 code for a protein of 361 amino acids. Gene Ontology annotation, molecular function: hydrolase activity, acting on ester bonds. The record is from RefSeq and is a predicted model, not a curated record. The transcript has 5 exons.